UUGUCCAUAGGCCAGAAAUCUUGAAGCAUGGGCGACUGGAGCUUACUAGGGCGGCUGUUGGAGAACGCUCAGGAACAGUCAACGGUCAUUGGCAAAGUCUGGCUGACUGUCCUCUUCAUCUUCAGGAUCCUGGUGCUGGGGGCCGCGGCAGAAGAGGUCUGGGGCGAUGAGCAGUCUGACUUCACCUGUAACACCCAACAGCCUGGUUGCGAGAACGUCUGCUAUGAUGAGGCCUUCCCCAUCUCACACAUCCGCUUCUGGGUGUUGCAGAUCAUCUUCGUGUCCAUGCCGAGUCUUAUCUACCUGGGCCACGUGCUACACAUCAUCCGUAUGGAGGAGAAGCAGAAAGAGAAGGAGGAGAUGGGCAAAGCAACCGCGCUCCAAGAGGAGAAAGAACUCCAUUAUAGAAAUGGUGGCAAUGCUAGAGGAGGAGGAUGCGAUAAGAAGCAGAAGCAUCCAAUCAGGGACGAGCAUGGCAAAAUUCGUAUCAGAGGUGCAUUGCUGCGUACCUAUGUGUUCAACGUUGUUUUCAAGACCCUGUUUGAAGUGGGAUUCAUUUUGGGCCAGUAUUUUCUCUACGGCUUCCAGCUGAAGCCCUUGUACAAGUGUGCACGUUGGCCCUGCCCCAACACUGUUGACUGCUUCAUAUCGAGGCCCACUGAAAAGACUAUUUUUAUUAUAUUUAUGCUUGUGGUGGCUUGCGUGUCUCUUUUGCUGAAUUUGUUAGAGAUCUCUCACCUUGGAUGGAAGAAAAUUAAGCAGGGCACGACAAUUGAGGUAGCACCCAAAUACAAGUCGCUGCACCGCGUCAACAUUGCAGAGCUGCAGUGUUUGGACUUGGCCUCCAGAACGGCCCCUUCCAGCCUCAGUUACCCUCCUAACCACACAUAUGUGACGGCAGGCAGCAAUGCAUUUCUGCUACCAAUGGGGCCAAACGCCGUGUCCUCAGCAGCAAAGCUCAAAAUGGACGACCCCCAGCAAAAGCACUCCCUCCGCAAGCUCUCCCCUCCUUCCCACUACUACAUCAGCAACAACAACAAUUACAGGCUGGCCACUAAGCAAAACUGGGCCAACCUGGCCACCAAGCAGCAGACUCAGGAGAUGAAGGGCACAUACACCUCCCCAUCCUUCUCUUCCUCCACCAGCACUGAGAAUGGGCAGCAGCAGCAGCAGUCCAUCAAUGCUGCACUGCCCGAUAUAGCUGCCACUGCUGCCUCCAGCAGCAGCAGCCCCCGCACUGCCUCUAAGACUGGCAGCUGGAGAUGGGAGAAGAGUAAGCAGGAGGAAUUCCACGUCACCAACAGAACAGACCUUCAGCGGCUCAGUCGUUUCAGCAAGAGCAGGAGCAUCAGGGCUAAGCCGAGUGACCUGGCUGUCUAAAUCUCUAAAUCCCUUUACUCUACCUGACCAACACCCCGCGUCCCCCAAACACAGUGAUUCUAAGACAAAAAAAAUCUCAUGAAUAAAGCAAAAAAGAAAGAAAGAAAGAAGACAAGGCGACAUUAGACAGGGAAACAGAACUGCAGAAAAUGUUUAGGCAAAUGUGAAGGAGUUCAGACACUGGAUGGUGAGUCAACAACUUUAUUAAAAGAAAGAAGGCAUUUAGUGACCUCAAAAGACAUUUUCCAGAUGUUAGUCA
Micropterus salmoides (largemouth bass) is the source of this 1639-nucleotide messenger RNA. Its product is annotated as gap junction alpha-3 protein-like. The transcript has a single exon. The coding region runs from base 28 to 1380 and encodes 450 amino acids. Lineage: Eukaryota; Metazoa; Chordata; Actinopteri; Centrarchiformes; Centrarchidae. Gene Ontology annotation, biological process: cell communication. Gene Ontology annotation, cellular component: connexin complex. The record is from RefSeq and is a predicted model, not a curated record.